Nomascus leucogenys (northern white-cheeked gibbon) is the source of this 1070-nucleotide messenger RNA. RefSeq names its product leucine rich repeat containing 72 (gene LRRC72). The record is from RefSeq and is a predicted model, not a curated record. Lineage: Eukaryota; Metazoa; Chordata; Mammalia; Primates; Hylobatidae. Gene Ontology annotation, molecular function: protein binding.
AGUCAACGGGAAUGCGGUAACUGUUGGUAACAGAACAACGAGCUGCGCGCCAAGCCAACUCUCUCUUCGGUGCCACCGGCGGGCGAGGCCGGAUUAAUCACCGCUGCUUCGGCCGCCCGUUUGUCCUGAUGUCCUGGGACCCGAACCCUGUGCCCCAUGCCUUGCGAUGCUGGGGCCUACGGAGGGCGUCCGAAACUGCCUUACAGAGCAGCCGCCGGGCAGUUGAAGAUCAGCUAAAGAUAUGUGGCCACAAGAGGGAUGCUGAUGUUUUUGAGCUGUUCCUUUCUAAAAAGGAACUGACAGAGGUCAUUGAUCUUUCCAGGUUUAAAAAAUUAAAAUACUUAUGGCUUCAUCAUAACAAGCUCCAUGGAAUAACAUUUCUAACUAGAAACUAUUGUCUGACAGAACUAUAUCUAAACAACAAUGCAAUAUUUGAGAUAGAAGGCCUGCAUUAUUUGCCUUCAUUGCAUAUACUCCUGCUACACCACAAUGAGUUAACCAACAUUGAUGCAACAGUGAAGGAAUUAAAGGGAAUGCUAAAUCUGAAGAUCCUAAGUCUAUACCAAAAUCCUUUGUGCCAAUAUAACCUGUAUCGUUUAUAUAUCAUCUACCACCUUCCAGGAGUGGAGCUGCUUGACCGAAAUCAAGUUACAGAAAAAGAAAGAAGAUCAAUGAUUACCAUUUUUAACCAUAAAAAGGCUCAUAUCAUUCAAUCAAUAGCAUUCAGAGGAAAAGUGGAUGCUUCAUGGGAUCCUAAAUCACCAUUUAAGCAAAAACCAGCCCAGAGAGUACCUUCAGAUUUUGCAUUUGCAAAUAAUGUAGACAAAACCGUGUUUGAUGACCCAGAAGAUGCUGUUUUUGUGAGGUCCAUGAAGAGAUCAGUGAUGACUUUGACCUCUGUGAACUGGGACACAGUUCCAACACGAGAGGAAAGAUACCUUGAAGAAGAAGGCACAGAACCAGCUCAAAUGCUCACAGUUACACUGAGAUAAGCCCUGGUAUUUCUAGAAAUCUUCGUGGUUUUCAGUUGUAUAUUAAACUUCCCUGUGACUUAGCAUAUUACAUACUUA